GGGAACGACGGAGGCGACUCUUUAGCGACGCAUCGCGGCUACUAUAGUUACCAUCCAAUGUUAAUGACACGGAGUCACGGAAUUGUAUCAACGAUAAUAACCACGAAAAAUGGAGUUACCAAUUACGUAUUGUUUGUGUGGCCGUUCUUACGAUUCCGAACAAUUUAUGAUACAAUGUGACGUCUGCAAGGAAUGGUAUCAUGGGGGGUGUGUAUCUGUAAAAGAGUAUAUGUCCAUAGAUCUUGAUAAAUAUCACUGUCCACGUUGUGAAGCCAUGUGUGGGCCUUCACUCAUAAAAACAAGAUUGAAUUGGCACAGACACGAUUAUACAGAAUUGGAAUCGGAUACAAAACCUGUUCAAACUGGCACACCUGUAUUUAUAAGGGAAUUAAAGUCCAGACAUUUUCCUAAAGCUGAUGAAAUUGUUAAACACGUCAGAGGACAGCAGUUAACUCUCCAAUAUUUACAGACCAAUGGAUUUGAGAGUCCAAUUAUCAUAGAUGGAAAGGAUGGACUUGAUAUGAUUGUUCCCCCUCCUAAUUUCAGUGUUUACGAUAUAGAAAGUUAUAUAGGUGGAGAUCGAGACAUGGAUGUAAUUGAUGUUACUAGACAAAGUAAUAUAAGAAUGAAAUUAAGAGACUUUGUCGAAUAUUACAACUCCCCUUGCAGGACAAGGGUUCUUAAUGUGAUUAGUCUUGAAUUUUCAAACACUGGUCUUUCCCCAAUGGUCGAAGCACCAUACAUCGCGCGUAAACUCGACUGGGUCAAUUCAGUUUGGCCACGCGAUUGGUCCGAGGAUAGCGACAUAAAACGUCCUGAAGUACAAAAAUAUUGCCUAAUGGGAGUCAAAGACAGUUUCACAGAUUUCCAUAUCGAUUUCGGCGGCACGUCCGUGUGGUAUCACGUACUGCGCGGAGAAAAAGUGUUCUACUUGAUCAGACCCACGCCCGCUAAUAUGCAGUUGUACCAGCACUGGAUGUGCAGCUCGACUCAGAGUGAGACUUUUUUUGGAGAUCAGGCCGACGCGUGUUACAAAUGCGUGAUAAAGCAAGGACAGACCAUGAUGAUUCCAACAGGGUGGAUACACGCUGUGUUAACUCCAGUCGAUUCGUUGGUCUUUGGUGGGAAUUUUGUACAUAGUCUCAACAUUCCGAUGCAAAUACAAAUAUACGAAUUAGAAAAAAAAAUGAAGACUCCCGCCAAAUUUCAGUAUCCUGGUUUCGAGACAAUCAAUUGGUUUGCAGCAAAGAAAUUGUUAAAAGAACUGAAAGAAUUAAAUAACGAGGGAAAGAAAUGUCCGGCGUAUCUUUUACAGGGCGUUAAAGCGUUACUCAGUAUUCUCAAACAGUGGAACACAGACAAAGAUUAUAAUAUGAUCAGAAGAGGUCAAAUACCAGAAACAAUAAGUAGUCAGAAACUAUUAAAAGACUUUAGUAAAGAAAUACGUCACGCGGAACGAUACUUGAUAUCUUUGAAUCCUCCGAAGCCAGAACGGGAGAGCAAGCGCAAGAAAAAAAAACCGUUGAACAAAGACUUCGUGGAUUAUGACGUUGCUGAUAGAAUGGCCGAUAACCCGUUCAAAACAAUGUUAAAGGAAACAAAUAAAGUAGAAGCUACGAUUAACGAAUCACUGCCGUCCGGUCGACCACCGUUAAAAUUAACUUUACCAAAACCUAUUAUGUAUCCGUACGUUAAAACUCAGAGUGCAAUUGUCGACGAAAAGAACGGUAAUUCUCCCGUUGGCAAACGACCGUCGAAACCGGGGAAACAGAGCCCGACUGUAAUCAGAUUUAAACUCGGCAACAACGAAGUCGUGAGGAGUACGCACGACAACAUAAAUGUAUAUAACAGUUUAACUUCGGAUCAUCCUCUAGGGACGACGAAAGAAUUAACGUGGAAACAAACCUCUAUAUACGAUUUUCACGAUGGAAGUAACGAGAGUGAUUACGGUAGAUUCACGAUAGACGAAUCACCGAAACGAAAGAGAACGUCCAAGGCCGCUAACUCGAAGCGAUUGAAACGUGAUUACGACGGGGAUGUUGACGUUCUGAGCGAUGUACCAAAAAAUGGCAUUGAAGAACUAUUGAAAGCUUCGGCGUAUACUUUGGGAAACGGUGCUCAAAGACUGGACGUAACGUCUACAGUGAUUCCACAGUAUAGCCAACCUAUGCCACCGCCUACUGGUUCUGGCAGGGCAUCUCCAUCGACACGGGAAGCGAUCGCGGGGAUGUUGUCAUUCAGCGAGCAAUGUUAUUCGACCACGUCGAAUAGUACAUCGAAAUCAACAAAGACGACGAAAACACAACCAGACGACGACGACGACGAUCAGUCGAUAGAAAACAUCGACAAGGUUCAUCAGGACGAUGACUUCAUUUAUCCAGCUUUAGACGCGUCGGACGAUGAAGAUUAUAUCUUUAAAUCUAAAUCGAAGAGUCAAAUAGACGAGGCAUGGAAUCCGAAAGCUAGAUUGGGGCCUCUCUUGCCAAAGACAAAUCGUCCAGCUCGAGAAGGUGUAAAGAAAACGUCGGUUGAAAAAGGACUCGAAGCAGCCGCGGCAAAGCGUGCUAAACAAUCGGAUGAUUAUCUGGAUAACAACAUGGAUAAGGGCUCCAAGAAGAAAUUGAAUACAACUAAACGGACGUAUAAUAAAAGAAAACCGAAGAAUUCGCCCGUAACUUCGGCAUCUGGCACAUCGACUAUGUCUCCAGAAAAUACUGUUAAAACGAGCAUAGGAUUUGGUUCGAUAUUGACGAGCCCGAAUAGGCUAAAAGACGUUAAAGCGAAACUAGCAGCCCCAGUUCCAGUUGAACGAAAACCAAAGAAAGGAAUGAAAACAGCUAAACAACGCUUGGGAAAAAUUUUAAAGCUUCACAAAAUGAUGCACUAGAUAGUAAACAAAUAUACAGCGAAAAUAAUCUAAACAUCACG
Molecule: messenger RNA, 2928 nt
Organism: Colletes gigas
Lineage: Eukaryota; Metazoa; Arthropoda; Insecta; Hymenoptera; Colletidae
Product: lysine-specific demethylase PHF2-like
Exons: 13
Coding region: 110-2887 (925 amino acids)
Biological process (GO): regulation of transcription by RNA polymerase II; protein demethylation
Molecular function (GO): histone demethylase activity; transcription coregulator activity
Source: RefSeq, a predicted model, not a curated record